Molecule: messenger RNA, 438 nt
Organism: Plasmodium gonderi
Lineage: Eukaryota; Apicomplexa; Aconoidasida; Haemosporida; Plasmodiidae
Exons: 3
Coding region: 1-438 (145 amino acids)
Source: RefSeq, a predicted model, not a curated record
AUGGCGUUCAGAUUUAAAAGAGAAGGUUGUUACAGCAAAAACAGGCUGAGCGAACUAUUUCGGAAAAACCAAAGUUUUAUCAAUCAGCUCAUGUAUGACUUAACUUCCUUUCAUUAUGAGAACUAUAUGAAAAAUAAAAUUCGUAAAAAUAUUAUGAAUAACUACAACAACAUUGAAAGAAUACAAUCCAUGCUAAAUUUAAUUAAUGGAGAUAAGGAAAAUGCCUUUAAAAUUAAAACAGGUCACUUUUAUUUCCGCAGCGGAGUUUCAGUUAUAACGCCACACAUACAACAAACCAACGAAUUCGCGGAAAACAACAAUUAUGUGUACAAUUUUAAAACUAUUAAAAAGAAAUAUCUCAAAGACGUUUACGAUUCAUACAAACAUAAAAUUGGAGGGACUGACCCAUCCGUCCCUAUUUUCCGCAAGCAUAAGUAA